This is a messenger RNA of Paramacrobiotus metropolitanus, 1617 nucleotides long. RefSeq lists its product as uncharacterized. Bases 248 to 1492 code for a protein of 414 amino acids. The transcript is spliced from 3 exons. The record is from RefSeq and is a predicted model, not a curated record. Lineage: Eukaryota; Metazoa; Tardigrada; Eutardigrada; Parachela; Macrobiotidae.
CACAAGUGAUUUAUGUCGUCCCAUUUAGAUCCUUGUCUUUCGUAUCGCGGCAUAUGGGGAUAGGAAGUAGCUCUUUCGAGUCCAUUUUAACUUUUAAGUAAGGCAAUAUUUGAUUCAUUUACAAGAUAUCUGCGCCCUGAGGCUUGAAUUUCAAGCCGAAAGAAAGAGUGAAAGACCAACGCGCCUGAUCAACACCUCAUCACUGCUGCCUGUCGGGUUUCUUAUUGACUUGAAAACUUUCGCCGCCAUGGACACCGUUACACCGUAUCAUUUUCGGAGUCUUGCAUGCGGGCUGCGCGAAAUAAAUUUCGGGAAUACGGUGAUGGUUCAACGCGAGAACGGGGAACGGUGGCUCGGAUACGUGCAGGAUAUCGAUGAGGACCUCAUGCUUGUGAAUUUCGCUUCCACAACGGCUCCCGCCGACUGGAUACAAUCACGCUACGUCCGCGCUCAACGAUUUUUAAGUGAUAAUCUGCGGGACUCAUUGGACAAAUACGUCGCAACAAAAGGCAGUUUUGCCGUGCAAGUGGCACUACGCAAUUCACAGAAUGGACCACACGUUUUUCGUCCGGCUCGACUCGUUACAUCUACGAAUCAAAUGGGUUUGUUCUUCGUUCAGCUCGAUGACGGUAAUGCGCGACAGCCUUUUCCGGUCCACCUGUUUCAGAUUGCCGUCGCUGUUGCUCCCGCCUUCGAUGCGCCACCGCUGCACAACCAAACCACCGGACUGUACUUUCGCAAAUUCACCGUGCCGUAUGGGAAUGCUAGCAAGAUUAGGAAGCUGGAUGCGUUGGCCUUGCGUGACUGCUUAUAUAAAGCCGGACAAGCCCCGUCGGCGAGUAAACCCGGAGGAUCUGUCUGUUGUAACAUGUGUGUCGCAUACCGAAUCUACGUUAAUGUUACUGGGGAUUGCCUCAGUUUUAUUUGCGCCCAGCUCCAUGACCGUCAAGAUACCAUGCGGGCCGAAUGGGAUGUCCAUGCUCUUACACAGGCCUUUGCCAGGUUCUACCCUCCUUCGGAUGCGCCACAGUUUUAUGAUUUUAUGAGGAAUUUCGCACAGCAAGGACUAGUUCUCGAUCAUGACGGAUGGAUCGGUGAUGUGGUGUCUUCGGUUAUGGUUGAUGUUCUCUUCUGCCUGGACCUACACACUCAAGCUAAAGCAAAAAGGGUCUGUGCAUUGUGGCAUCAGAUUUUAUCCGAUCACCACACCAGCCGACACAUUGCCAUCGAUAGCUCGAUAUUGAAGCCGACGAAUUUAUCCAACUCCUGGCUUUCCUGCCACAACGUUUAUGACUUCAGCUGGGCCGUAUAUCAGGCCGUAACCACCGACACCAGAAGCCUUACUCUGAUCGAUUGUCUGCUGUCCUCAAACGUGCCUGCCGUCACAAAAGUAUUAGCAACGGUUCUGUCGGUCAAAGGGAUUCAGCUGGACUAUAUCCUGAUCGGAGAUGGUCGCUCAUACGGUGGUAUUACCAAGUACCAACUGCCCUGACGUGCACGACUUGCCGGAACCGCAUCCAUAUUAUGCUGUGGAUCGCGCUUGGAAGUGUGACAGUUUAACCCGACUCAUUCCCAUUUGUCGGCGUCUGGUUCUGAGGAAUUAUAUGGUCCACGAUA